Molecule: messenger RNA, 3087 nt
Organism: Cydia splendana
Lineage: Eukaryota; Metazoa; Arthropoda; Insecta; Lepidoptera; Tortricidae
Exons: 4
Coding region: 49-471 (140 amino acids)
Source: RefSeq, a predicted model, not a curated record
GGUUUUGUAUGAGUAUUUUAUUAGCAGUAUAAUACACAUUAUUUAAAUAUGGUGCGAAUGGGCACAAUUAAAUGGGACAAAGCUCAACGAUGUGCCCCAGUACAUAAUAUUAUUUCUUCUGAUUUCCCCAGAUAUAAUCCUCAACCCUGGAAAUUUAUGGAGGGUCAAUCGCGCAUAGGAUGGUUGCUCUCGUAUGAAUACCAAAGAAUGUGGAUUGCUGAAAGAGACCUCUGGAAGAAACGAAUGUACCCUGAGAAUACCACCUUCAACGUUGACGUAGUGAAAAGUUACGUCUUGAGCUUCAAGAAUGCGCAGCAUCCCCCAAAACCUGAGAAAAAGAAAAUGUUUAAAAUGAAAAAGUUUGAAGGUAUCGGCAGUAAGACUACAUCUAAACGCCCCAAAGAUGACAAAGCGAUGAACUACAAGAAAGAUCUGAAGAAUAAGAAGCCUGAGAAAAAAGAAGACGCCUGAACAUUGAUUCAAUUUUCGCUAAUUUCUGUGCGAUAUUUUUACUACGACAAUUGUAACAAAUUAAUCUAAUGAAAUAACUGUAAAUCCUGUGAAAUCUGUCAAUAUACUUAGUUGUUCUCUAUUCCAUUGGGUGAAAACUAGUGAAAAUAUUUUAUCUUUAUUUUUUAUAUAUAACUUUAUUGCAAAUAUACAAAAAUAAUGUGCAAAUGGCGGACUUAAUGCCUAAUGGCAUUAUCUACCAGUCAACCAUCGGGCCAAACAAAUCCAUGUAAAAAUGGUGCAAGGAGAAAGAAAAAGCAUAUUUAUUAGAACUACCGAAAACUACUGAAACACUUGAUAAAUACACAAAUAGAAAUACUAAAAUAUAUGUAAUUAUUUUUAUAGGAUUUUUUCGGAAAUUUUAUACAUUGUUUUAAGUUUUCGAUCAAUAAAACCAUCAAACUGUAUGUAGCUCGUUUCUGUUUGAAUAUUAACCGCAUUCUUGAAACCAUCUCUCGGUUAUAAAGUCAGAAAUAUUAGAAGAUGAAGAAAGGUCAAUGUAAUUUGAACCCUUAAUUCGUAAAUAUAAGUUAAGAUUCGCCCAAAUCCACUGGUGGAUAGAGACGGUGGUGGAUCCUACUGGGCAGAGGGAUCAAACUUUUUGGUGAAAGACGAAUCUAAUUUGAACCUUAAAUCGGAUUGCUAAGGUUGAAAUUAAAUUGACACGUUUUUUGUGGUAGAUAAAUCGUACGUGGAAAAGGGUUAAUAAAUUUAAAUUACUAUGAAAAUGAUUAAUAAGUACAACCCACAUUUGGCGUAAAACUUUAUUUCUAAACCGUACCGAUAAUAAAAUGAAGUACAAUUAUCAGUUGGCAUUCUUAUAUUCGGCAACAACAGCAUAGAUGUUAAUUGUUUCACUUUUGAUGUUGCUGAUUUUACAAUAUAAAAACCGAACAAGUAGUAGUAGUAGAUUAUGACACCAACCAAGUUAUAAAAGCGUUACUUUGUACUAUAGGUACUUGUUAUUAUUUGAAACAAUCCCAUAUAACAUGCCUUAGUGUUAUCUUAGCUGAAAUCUCCCAAUGCUCGAUGUCGUAAAUUCAUAUGAUACAGUCAGCAGCAGAAGUUGCCAAGCGGGCGAAGUGUUCAAAAUGAGCUUGACGCGACUUUAUUGUUAAGAGAAUAAGAGCGUGUCAAGGUAAUUUUGAACACCUCGCCCGCUUAGCAACUUCUGCUGCUGACUUUACCAGCACGUCUAGCACAUGUUGUCGUAAAGCGCGCGACUUGACACAUGUUGUCGCGCGAGUCUUGGUAGAACGUGCUAGAUGUGCUGCUCAGUACAAUCAGCUUCAAAUAUUGAGUGACGACCAAAGUGGCCAAAAAUAUCGUAACACACCUUUGUUAUCAUACAAACAAGGAUGUGAAUCGAUAUAGGGUCAUUGCGUCAGUUUACCAUCCAGUGCUUGUUUCCGUCCACUUGGCGUAGUUGCUACAGAAUUCCGUAUAAUUUGAAUAUAUGCCGAUAUAUUCAAGAAAUGCAUAUAAUUUGAAUAUACGCAAUUUUUUGUAGCAACUACGCCAAGUGGACGGACACAGGCACUGGACGGUAAACUGACGCAAUGACCCUUUUCGGCCGUCAGUAUUUAUAUGAAUGCUGACUGUACAUCGUUUUCUUAUUUAAUGUUAGACGAACACUUUCAAUAAAAUAAAUCUAUCACUUGCUAUCACUAUACAGAUUUUUCGCCUAAUUAUAUAGUUAUAAUUUUUAUAUGAGGGGCCCAUUUCAUGAGGUUUGUAUUGUUGUCAGACAUAAAUAUAACAAUGUAGUAUAAAAUGAGAAUAGAGUGAGACAAAUUACACAUGAUAUUAUUAAAAAAUGCAAGGUACAGUUAUAUUUCUGAUCUACUAACAGGGCUACUAUAUGCAUAUCAAAAGGGUUCCAAUAACUAUCAAAGAAAACAAACCAUUAUUACUUCAUAUGAAGAAUGAAAAAAGUUACUUAACCAAAUCAGUCGAUAACAUUACUAUCUCUAUAAUAUUAAUUAAUUAUGCGGUUAACAUUAAUUUGCCAUUAACCAUCUUGUUAUUUAAAGGGGUUAAUGCAUCCCAUAUAUUUAAGGGCCACCCACACUAGCGUCUCCUGAGCGUCGGCGCCUAGCCAACUCUAGGCUGCUACUUGAGGCAACGUUGGCGCAACGUUUCCAUAACGUUGACUAGACGCCGACGCUCAAAAGACGCUAGUGUGGGUUCUCUCUAUAGUUCGUUAUUUUUAGCAUUAGAACAAGACUACGCGAUAUUGACGUCUUUUAUUUUUAAUCAGUAACUAUUACUUAUGAAAGCUAAAGAAUGUAAAUAAUCGUAUAUGAUUCAUAAUUGUUACAUAUUUGCUGUGAAUUAUGUGUUUUUCAAUAAAAAGACACGUCUAGAUUUUUUACCUUUUUUCUAAUGGAAAAAAAAACGAACUAUAAGGGCAUUGGAUAGAUUCGUGAUUACAAAUAUUGCAGGUACUAAAACGCAACACUAUUUUUGUAACUAUAAAUAUAAAACAUCAUUAAUUUUUAUCAGAAUGUUACACUCCACACAUCAUAAUUUGACAUUGUAAAUGUUCGGUUAGUGCUAAAUGACGAGUAGGUAUAA